AUGUCGAAACCGAUUGUGCUGCAUCUUGGAGACCCCAUCAAGUAUAACCACGACUUGUACAACGGGGCUUUUUCAGAGCGAUUUCAUAUUAUUCGCAAUGAUGCCCUGGAUCGAGAGUCGUUUAUUGAUGCAUUAAGAACACACAAAUAUGGCGAAUUCUCCGCCAUCUUCCGCCCUCACUUCCAAACCGGGGGCGAAAUGGGACAGUGGGAUGAAGAGCUAAUAUCUCUCCUCCCAUCUUCCGUCCGCAUCUUUGCCUCUGCCGGAGCAGGAUUCAACUGGGCAGACGUGGAUGCCCUCGGCCGGCGGGGCAUUUGGUACGCCAACGGAGCAGGGGCAUCUGAUGAAGCUGUCUCCGAUACGACGCUAUUCAUGAUUCUCUCUGUUUUUCGCAAUUUCACCCGAUCGCAACUUGCUGCUCGGAUGGCUGAUCCGGAGAUUUUCACGGCAACGCAUAAGCUCAUUGCGACCAUUUCGCGGAAUCCGAGAGAUCAUGUUCUGGGAUUAAUUGGACUGGGGAAUAUCAGUAAGAAGGUUGCGUAUAAAGCGCGCAUGGGACUGGGGAUGAAGGUGCAUUAUUACGAUGUUAUUCGUCAGACGAAAGAAGAAGAGGAGAGACUGGGUGUGACGUUUGAGUCGUCGUUGGAGGAUCUUCUCACGGUGUCAGAUUGUGUGUCGCUGCAUACGCCGUUGAAUCAGCAUACGAAGCAUUUGAUCAACAGCGAGACAUUGAAUUCGAUGAAAGAUGGAGCCAGACUGGUGAAUACGGCGAGGGGAGAAGUAGUGGAAGAAGAGGCCUUGAUUGCAGCGUUGAAGAGUGGCAAAUUGUCUGCAGCUGGAUUGGAUGUGCAUUAUCACGAGCCGCAAGUGUCGCCGAGACUGGCAGCAAUGGAGAAUGUCACCUUGACGACGCACAUCGGAGGGGGGGCUUUGGAUACAAGAGUCAAUUUUGAGCUGAACGCGAUGAAGAACAUUCUGGCAGUUGUGGGGGAGAAUGGAGAGCUGAUUGGAGAGCCUUUGACGCCGGUCAAUACCAAGGCUGUCAAGUCGGCGAAUCUUUGA
Molecule: messenger RNA, 1062 nt
Organism: Aspergillus wentii DTO 134E9
Lineage: Eukaryota; Fungi; Ascomycota; Eurotiomycetes; Eurotiales; Aspergillaceae
Product: D-mandelate dehydrogenase-like dehydrogenase
Exons: 2
Coding region: 1-1062 (353 amino acids)
Cellular component (GO): cytosol
Molecular function (GO): NAD binding; hydroxypyruvate reductase [NAD(P)H] activity; glyoxylate reductase (NADPH) activity
Source: RefSeq, a predicted model, not a curated record